Molecule: messenger RNA, 7208 nt
Organism: Sarcophilus harrisii (Tasmanian devil)
Lineage: Eukaryota; Metazoa; Chordata; Mammalia; Dasyuromorphia; Dasyuridae
Gene: CEP85L
Product: centrosomal protein 85 like
Exons: 13
Coding region: 324-2729 (801 amino acids)
Cellular component (GO): centrosome
Source: RefSeq, a predicted model, not a curated record
CCGCCGCCGCCAACUUCAGACCUAGCUGCGGAUCUGGCCGCAGGAAGCCGGGCCCCCGAUCCCCAGUCGCCCAGAGCGGGGCCAUGGCAGCCGGCGCCCUGCUCCCGACCCCGACCCGGGCUGCAGCCCCGCGGCUGCUGCUCCCUACCCGACGCUGAGCAGACGAGCUGCCGAACCGUACAGCGCUAGCCGUCCCUGUCGCCGCCGCUGCGGCUCCGGCUUCUGCGCCUACUUCUUUUCAGCACAAGUUUCUGCCGCCUCGUAGAGCAGCUUUGGAAGGACCGGAGAGGGGCCGAGGGGCCGCCGUCCCUGGCCCGCCGGCCAUGUGGGGGCGAUUCCUGUCCUUGGAGCCCGGCGGCCCCGGCGGAGCCCGCAGCUACCCCACGGGCCAAGAUUACUCCCCUACAGCAUGGUUAUCUGGUACUGAAUCUGUGUGGCAGGCCACAACUGUUCCAUCAAGCACUCGUAAUAGCCACACCCGACGACAUAGCAUAGCUUCUGACAGUGGGGAUACUGGCAUUGGAACCUCUUGUUCUGACAGUGUGGAAGAUCAUUCUACUUCAAGUGGUACAUCAUCAUUCAAGCCCAGCCGCUCACUGGUUACAAUUCCCACUGCCCAUGUGAUGCCGUCUCAUUCCAGUUCUUCAAUUUCUAAGCAUAGGGAAGCACUGACACCUGAUGGAUCAAAAUGGAGUACAGGUUUUGUACGAACGAUGGGAAACCGAAAUCGAGGAGAACUGGACACUUCACUUGACAUGAAGGACAUGCGACCUAUCCGAAAAUGGUCUUCUUUGUCUAAACUUAAUCUCCCAGAUAACUGUAGUCAAGAUGGCAGUAUUCGAUCUGAGGAAUCCAGGAGUAGUUUCGAUAAGUCAGAGAGAGAGAGAGUUUUACUAGCACAACUAAGGGCAAAUGGUCCCAGCUGCUUACAUGAUAGUAUGGAGAUGCUUCAACUAGAGGACAAGGAAAUGAAUAAAAUACGGUCUUCAACUCUUGACUGUAAAUAUAAAUUUGAGAGCUGUAGCAAAGAAGACUUGGGAAUCUCUCCUGCUCAUAGGAGACAUGCCUUAGAUAAGACAUACAGUGCCUUACCUGAAAGCAAGUCCUCUAUAACAAAUUCAGAGCCUUAUGAACAAAAAUAUCUAAUGCUGGGCCAGCAGGCUGUGGGUGGAAUUCCUAUUCAGCCCUCUGUUAGAACUCAAAUGUGGCUUACGGAUCAAUUACAUGCAAAUCCUCCAGAUUGUAGGUCUCUUGAUGAAGCUUUUACCAUAGCUCCUUGGCAGCAGCAGCAGCUUGAAGAAUUCAGACAAGUCAGUGAACCACCUAUGCAGGUUUUGACUGGCCCUCGUCAAAAUUAUUCAUCUUCUGGCUACCAUGAUUUCAAUAGAUGGGAAUCUUUAUUGAAAAUCAAAGAAGGAUUGCUAAGACAGAAGGAAAUUGUAAUUGACAGGCAGAAACAACAAAUAACCAAUCUCCAUCAGAGGAUCAGGGAUAAUGAAUUACGAGCACAACAUGCCAUGUUGGGUCAUUUUGUAAAUUGUGAGGAUUCUUAUGUUGCAGGUUUGCAGCAGCCACAAUAUGAUAACUCUUCACUUCAUGCUCCAUUUCCUGACCGAUCAAUAUGUCGCCCUGAACAAGAGGAACUUGAACGAAAGCUUGCAUCUGCUGAAAAAGAGCUUCUGCAACUCAAUGAGUUUCUCAAGCAAAGUGCAAAUAAAUCUAAUGAAGAGAAGAAGAAACUGGAAGAGAAGCUUAAAACCAGAGAUAGGUAUAUUAGUAGCCUGAAAAAGAAAUGUCAGAAGGAAUCUGAACAAAAUAAAGAGAAACAAAGACGAAUUGAGACCUUGGAAAAGUACUUGGCUGACCUGCCAACUCUGGAUGACAUGCAGAACCAGAGCCAGCAGCUGCAGAUCCUAGAAGAAAAAAACAAGAACUUACAAGACACUGUAAAAGACAUGGAGAAAAAACUUGGAGAGAUCAAAACUCAGUAUCAAGAGAAAGAAGUACAACUGGCCUGUCAACGGAAGAAAGAAAAGGAGUUGGUUACCACUGUGCAAAGUUUACAGCAGAAAGUGGAAAGGUGUCUUGAAGACGGUAUCCGGCUACCCAUACUAGAUGCAAAACAACUUCAAGAUGAAAAUAAUCACCUCAAAGAACAGAAUGAGCAUGCCAGUAAGGUAAUAAGCAGCCAGCAAAAUAAAAUUGACAGAAUGUUGUUAGAAAUUCAGUCUAUGCAAGAGAAACUUGGUCAAGAGAAAUUGACAACUCAGAAAAUGGAGAAAGAGCUAGAAGAAAAAGAAAAGACUAUUAUGAAGUUAACAGAAACUUUACUUGAAAACCAAAGACUAAGUGAAGAAUAUUCUCCUUUCUUGGAAGAACAGCAAGAGAAACAGUCCAAGCAGCAGGUUGAUUUAUCUCUACAGCCACUAUUGAAUUUGAACAUGGUUGACCAAUUAUUCAAGGAAAUGUCCCAUUGUUUGUUUGACUUGAAAGCAUUGUGCAGUAUUCUUAAUCAGAGAGCUCAGGGCAAGGAGCCUAAUCUUUCAUUAUUGCUUGGAAUCAGAUCUAUGAGCUCUUCAACUGAAGAGACUGAAAAUGACCACAGCCCAGAAUCACUGACUAAAAAACUAUCAGACAUGUGCCAGUUACGGAAGGAGAUUGAUGAAUUAAGGACUAUGAUAUCUGACCGCUAUGCUCAGGACAUGGGAGACAACUGCAUUACCCAAUGAUAAAGUAUUGGUCCCACAGCAAUAAUGACUCAUUGCUCAGUGCUGCUGUGUUAUCUAUUCUUCAUCUUUCUGUUCAGGAGCCAUAUUGGAAGAUUGCAUUUCUAUUUGACCUGCAUAUAGAUUUUUCUGUGUAUUGUUUCAUUUUUGUGUAGGGAACUAUGGGGCUGGGAAAUAAUGGAAUUUAUUUAAUCAAGAAAAAAAAACUCAAAUGAUUCAAAUCACCAUUUGAAAAGUACGAUAAAAUCUACAAGGGAAAAAAAAAUAUUCUCAAAACUACUGAUUGUAGGACCAAGCUGUGAAAAAUGCUAUUUAAAUAAAGAGGUAGGGUUUUGUUUUUUUUUUUAAAUACCAUGGCAUUUUAAUGUUUAUGAAGGUUUCUGGAGUUUAAACAAAGGUUCCAAGGAAGGUACUGAUUAUAUCUCCAUUUAUUGUUCCUUCUGAUAAAAGACGUAUUGCACAUAUAGGAAGCUCAAAGAUUAAAUGAAGCAAGGUUUACAUCUACCCCUUUACCAGGGUCAUGGAAGAUGCUUUUGCUUUUGGAACAAUCAUGUAAUUGAAAGAUGCAGUUUUUGGGGUUAGGAUUAGAGUAGUAUGUAGACAAGUGAUCUACUUUUUAGUAUGCUUUCAAGCUACCUAUAACAGUUGGAAAAGUUUGAUAUGAUAAAAUACCUUUUCAUCAUCAUGGGUGAGUUUUCUAGCAUUUGUGUUUUUUUCCAGCAAAGGAGAUAUUUAGCAUUAGUUUUUGCUAAUAUCUUCAUAUACUUAUUGCUUGAUUUUUCUUUGUUGGGCAAGGUAAGUUGUUCAUCUGUAAAGAACUUUGUGAACAUAAUACUUUAUAGUUAAAAAUCAGAAGAGAAUCCUUCAGUAUCUUCUUGCAUAAAGGUUGCAGGUAGUCAUCAAGAAAGGAAAUUAAGAAUACUAGCUUUGGUUCAUAUUCUUAGCACAUAAAAAUUUUUCAAGUUGAAGGCUAUUGAAAAAGUUAGCUGUAAUGUAUUUGGAUGUUCGCCAACACAAAGAAGAUACAGAUUAUACUUAGCUGAUUCCUUUAAUUUAUUGCAUUCAUCCAUUGAGACAGCUCCUUUAUUUAAAGUACUAGCUUGACUAUACUAGUUCUCUAACUUAUACCAGAUAUGAGUCUUAAGAUAACAUGAAUAAUUUUUUUAAAAGCCUAAUUGAAUUUUAUGCAUCCAAAUUAAUUCAACAUUAUUCACUUAACCCAAAGUUACAGCUGUUGCUUAAUGUGUUUUUGAAAAUAAUCGUUUGGCAUUGCCUUCAGAGUUUUUGACACACACUUAACUUUACUGUGGAAGGUUCAUUACUGGAGGGUGAGUUUAAUUUUUAGAAAAUGACCAAAAAUUAUUUAGAACCAAAUUACUAAAAAGCUAGUAUUUGUUUUAUAAAAACUAUGUAAGUAAAGUAAAUAUAAGGAGUAAGUCCACAAAUGCUUUGAGCAAAGGAAGCAUCAUUGAAAUAGCCAUGUAUCUGUUUUUGAGGUCACUAUUUUCAGGCAACUUAAUUUUCACAUAUUCAAUCUGAUGAAUUUUUUUUUUUUUUUUAAAGUAUUGGUCACAUUAUUUUUAGAGGCAGGCCUCACAUAUAAAAUGUUCUGCAGCUUUAGUUCAAGUAACAAUUCUAAUAUAUUCAACUUGGAUUCUGCCCAGUGCCUGUAUAAAAUACUCCCUUGCUAGUAACUGAGGUGAUUUAAGGAGAUACUAACUCAGCCACUAAGGACUCAUUAAUUCAGUUCAGUAAUGAUAUCUUCCUCUGCAUCUUAAUAUAAUAUGGCAUGAUACAGGCACCAGAGAGAAUAAAUAAUGUGUUUGAUUUAUUUUUUCUUUUUUUAAGGGGGGGAAGCUCACCUCUAUUAUAAAGCACUAAAGUAGUAUUUUUAUCUAAAUAGAUGAUACAAAAAUGAAACCUUAUAAUGGGUGGGUAUUUCAUUAUUAUUAUCUCUCUAUUCUUUAGAAUUGACAUUUUUAGCAUUGGUGAAAAAUGCCUCAAUAAUAAAGCAGAUAGAAUAAAUACAAUCUCUUUGGAUAGGCCAUUCCCAGCUCUUGGAAAGGGAAAGUCACUGGUCUUGGGCUAGACAAUCAACAAGUUAGAUCACCAAAUGAUCUUGUUUAAAUAUCUCUUAUACUGUUUGAUAAUAAGUUGUUGGGUGUUGGUUCUUUCCUUUUCCCUCCUUUCCCUCCCCCAUUGUUUUGUUUGUUUGUUUUUAUCCCAAUAGUCAACCUUUUCUAGAUCUGUUUGUUCAUUUGGCUUAAUUGUCAUGAAGUUUUUUCAGGGCAUUGUUAUUUUAAUAAGUUAAUGUUUAAUAAGUUAAAGCGUAGAAUUAAUUUGCACUAAAGUAACUUUAUAGUGAGCAUUUUUUAAAAAGUAAAUUUAAUAGAAAACAGGCAGAUUAGUACUGUUGUCUUCAGUUGUAGAACUGAAAUCAUCUUAAACUAUUUCUUAUUGAACACCUUGAACUUUGAAAUUGUAAAUGUUCAGAAAUUAUUGCAAUGGUAUAUAAAAAAGAAAAUAUUCAGAAUUUGAAUUUAACCUGCUUUGAAGGUUCUCUUUAGCUUCAGAAAACCUUUUAAUGCACUAUUGUGACUUGGAAAUGUGCUUGCUCUUUAGAUAGGGCCUUUUAAUACUCAGAGUAUAUUCCCCUUUGAAUAUUAGUCAUUUGAUUUUUGAAGUGAAUUUAAUUUGUUUCCUUCACUUUAAAACAAGAAGAUAAGAGGCUGGUGUCUCAGUCAAAGGUUUAGAUUAAUCCAUGCAGAUCAGAUUACCUAAUUUACCAGACAUAAUAGUUAUCUUUCAUUUCAUGUCAGCAAACAUUCUGGUAUUAUUGAUCUCUUGGCAAAUCUGUAUUCAUUUACAGUGACCUAUCAGAUUGGAAGAAUAAGCUUUGUUGGUGUAAAAUAUGCUGGAUUGUUUAUCUGGUUGAAAAUUCUUUGUAGACCCAUUUCACAUAAGUAACAAAGUUGUUUAAUAUUAAUGGUGGCAUAAUUUAGUGAAACCAAUUUUAGUCAUGGACAAUGUAUUAGACUCCAUUAGUCAUGAUAAUUUUCUUCAGUAACUAUCAAGAGACAAUCUCAAGGGCUGGAAAAAAAUUGAUCCUAAUGGAUACUGUACAGUUCUGUCUUAUGGGCUUAUUAACCUAUGUAUAGUUUUGUGAUUAAUUUGUAGGACUUGCUGAGCAUAUUUUUAUAGAAAUUCCAUAUUUAAAAAUGUACUUUAAAAUAUCAGUAAUUAUUCUUUGAGCAAAGAACAGCUAAGGCCCAGAACUGUACAUAUUUUUGUAGUGUAGUUGUGCUUUAAUACACAUCUAGCUUGCAUUAUUGGCAUCUGUUGUAUUAGUUUGUAUCAUUGUAUAUUUGUAAUUAAUAAGCAAUUCUUAGAAUGACCCCCAAACUCAGGCUAAACAAUUUGAAACUGCCAGUAGAUGCAGCCACAAGAGCCAAAGUUAAUUCUCUUUACAUUUUUGACAUUGUCUGUUUUCCACAAGCAAGAGAAAAGCUUUCAUACUUAGUAUGUAAAGAGAAAGCUAUACCUGUUCUAACCCCCAAUGAUCUUGCUGUGGAAUUUUGCUCAUCUAUAACCUUUGUUACUCCAUAAAGGCAUUUAUCUUAGAGGGGGAAAACCAAUUUUGGGAUGCAAUUAUCCUUUUUAAUUAAAAUAUUAAUAUUGAACAUGGUUAGGUUUCCAAAUCAAUAACUCAUUAGCAAUAUUAAUUCCACAGUUGUAUACAGUCAGCACCCUUGUGCCUUUUUGCCUGCAGUACACUUGUUCAUUUCCAUUUUACAUAAGCUUUAAGAAUGUCGAUAAUUAUUGCACCUUGUUUCUUCUCUAACUAGACUUUCUUAAGCUUUUUCUUUUCCCUAACAAGGAGAAAUAAUUAAUAAAUAUAGGAGUAGGUCCUAGGCAUUUGUUUUUGGAGCUGAGCUCUUGACUUUUAUAAGUGAGCAGGAAAUCUCCAUCAGAAUGUAUUCAUUUGUAUCUAUCAAUUACAGUAUUGCAUAGGUGUGAGAAGUAGGGUGCUUGACAGUUACAUUAAAAGCACAGCAGUGUGUAUUAUUAGAUCAGUCUCUAUGACUGGUAGUUUUAGAAAUUGGGUUCAGUUUUUGAGCCAUUCAGAAUACCUCAUGUGUAAAUACAGUUGUCACGACUUAAUUGAAAUGCAGUCACUGUUUUUUUUUUAUUAAAAAAAAAAAAAAAAAAAAAGGAAGUGAAGCCACUGGAUGGCUUAUGCUUUCAGGCCUAUCAUUCUUGCCUCUUUAUGUAAAGGGGUUGUAUUUGUUUUUUUUGUGUGUGUAUUUGGGGGGUUUUAUAUUAUAAAAAAUAGGGUUUACAGCUAGAAUUUUGAAUGCCAAAGUUCUAUUUAUUAAAUAUAAAGAAAGUUUUCAAUGUUAAUGGCUAGUAUUUUUCCACUGGAGUAUUGUUUGUUGAUGUUUGGAUUUGUAUUUACAGAGAAAUAAAUUUUUUACAAAACUA